Peronospora matthiolae is the source of this 855-nucleotide messenger RNA. NCBI's taxonomy places the organism in Eukaryota, Oomycota, Peronosporomycetes, Peronosporales, Peronosporaceae. The record is from the annotation of a GenBank genome assembly.
AUGGCAGGGAAAGUUGUGGAGGCUGGUGGCUACACUUUGCACGUCCGCAGUAUCGCCGGCAUUGAAUCUUGUUGCUACGUCGACUCUAUUGACGUGGCCUUCGACCUCGGCUGCCUCAUUGACCGCGUCGUGAACAAGUCGCACGUGUUCAUCACCCACGGCCACGUCGAUCACAUUGGCGCCUUAGUCGCUCAUGCUGCGCGACGAGCACUUCAGAAGCAAAAGCCGGCAAAGUAUUUCGUACCGAAGCACCUUGUGGGUCACGUGACGAGUAUCUUACAGAGUGCACGAGCUAUGCAGGGCGACGAGGCGGCGUUUCCAGCUCAUCUUGUGUCGCUCGAGGCAUUCGAUGAGGUGGUGAUCUCGCCCAAGUUGGUGGUGCGCGCAGUGCCCACGACGCAUCGCGUGCCUAGUCUGGGCUACAUUGUAUACGAGAAGAAGAGCGUGCUCAAGACAGAGUACAAACACUUGACACGUGGGGAACAUGCAGCACUCAAGAGGUCAAGGACCGACGUUAAGAAGGUCGAAAUCACGCCGGAGAUUGCGUACACGGGCGAUACUACCAUCGAGACGUUCGUAAGAGCAGCAGAAGAUGAGCGGAUGAUGGACUUGCUGCGUGUGAAGGUGCUCAUUACGGAGGCCACGUACGUUGACUCGGCAAUGAAGGCUCAAGACGCGGUGGAUCGUGGCCACAUGCACUUGGAUCAGCUUGGUGCAAACGCGCACUUGUUUGACCAGGUCGGUGCGCUGGUGCUCGUUCACUUCUCGGCGCGCUACAAAGCCAAACAUGUGGUCAAGAGCGUCAAUUCGCGAGUUCCGCCAUCUCUCCGGCAAAAGACGAAACUUGGCUGCUAG